AUGGCACAAUUUGAGCCGGUUACAGACAUGGAGAAGCAUCUAUCUGCCCCUUUGCAGUCUGUGGACGCAGCAGAAGGCAUUAUGAUCGAGACUGGGGCGACCAGACAUAUCGGGAUGCUCGAAAUCGCGUCUGUUGGAUGGUCUAUCUGCAACAGCUGGGUGGGAGUCCUCUCGACCUUAGUCUUUGUCCUAAGCCAAGGUGGGUCUCCAACUCUGAUAUAUGGGCUCUGGGUAGUUUUCAUGAUGUAUGGGUGCAUCGUGUACACACUGUCAGAGCUCACUCGAUUCUAUCCUUCCGCUGGAGGCCAGUAUCACUGGACUGCCAUCUUGGCACCAACGCGCUUUGCUCGCGGCUUGAGCUACUCCUGCGGAAUGAUCAAUAUGUUUUCGUGGGUCGCCAUCACCUCUGGGGUCGCCAUCAUUUUCCCCCAAGGUCUUCUUGCCAUUGUCACGCACUACAACUCCAUGUACCAACUUCAAGCCUGGCAUGUGUUUCUCGUAUAUCAAGGGGUUAAUAUAUUGUGCCUCUUGCAUAAUGUUUUCACGAUCAAUCGCACGAUGUGGGUUUUUAACGCGAUAUUUGCACUUUCGCUGGUUGCUUUUCUAUCGGCCACAGUCACAUGCUGGGCGCGCGCACCCACGCAUCAGUCCCACAAGUCUGUAUGGACAGAUUUUGUCAACAUGAGCGGCUGGGAAGAAGAGGGUGUCGUCUUCCUAAUUGGAACGCUGACGCCAGGCUACAUGUACGCUGGUAUUGACGGUGCAAUACAUCUGGCAGAAGAAGCAGCGAAUGCGACUGAAGCUGUCCCACGAGCUCUUUUGUGUACCUGGCUCAUCGGUUUUGUGACGUCGUUCAUCAUCGCAGUGACAGCGAUGUACACGACUCAGGACUUCUCUGCGGUGGCCUCAACUGUAACAGGGUUCCCGGUUUUCGAGCUUUUCAACCAGGCUAUGCGUUCGGAUGUAGCAGCCGCGGUCUUCGUAUCAUUCUUAGUCGUAGCAGCAGCAGCGGCAGUUGCUGGGUGUCAGCAGACUGCUUCGCGUCUAACGUGGGCUUUCGCACGUGACUCAGGCCUCAUCGCCUCAUCAACAUUAUCCCGCAUGAGUGUGCGUCGUCGAGUCCCAGUGGCAGCAUUGUGCACCAAUUCUGUCGUAGUCGCUAUCAUCGGCUGCCUCUACUUGGGCUCAUCGACCGCAUUCAAUGCGUUCAUUGGCACCGGACUAAUCCUGCAGCUCAUCACCUUUGCAAUACCAGCAGCACUGCUCCUGUUACAAAGAAGACCAGCGAGACUCUUGCCAAAGACACGAACUUUUGGCUUGCCUAGAAUUUCGGGAUGGAUUGCAAACUUUUUCACGGUUGGAUUCGCACUUGUGUGCUUGGUCUUCUACGACUUACCUGCAAUCCUGCCAACUACUGCUUCAAACAUGAAUUAUUCUCCUGCCGUCAUUGGUAUUGUUUGUAUUCUCAUGGCGCUGAAUUGGGUUUUCUGGGCACGUAAACAUUUCAAUGGCCCACGCCUGGCGAAUCUUGAGUGA
Parastagonospora nodorum SN15 is the source of this 1536-nucleotide messenger RNA. RefSeq lists its product as hypothetical. The coding region runs from base 1 to 1536 and encodes 511 amino acids. Gene Ontology annotation, cellular component: membrane. The transcript is spliced from 8 exons. The record is from RefSeq and is a predicted model, not a curated record. Lineage: Eukaryota; Fungi; Ascomycota; Dothideomycetes; Pleosporales; Phaeosphaeriaceae. Gene Ontology annotation, biological process: transmembrane transport. Gene Ontology annotation, molecular function: transmembrane transporter activity.